Peromyscus leucopus (white-footed mouse) is the source of this 2497-nucleotide messenger RNA. It is a transcript of the gene Kctd15, whose product is annotated as potassium channel tetramerization domain containing 15. Lineage: Eukaryota; Metazoa; Chordata; Mammalia; Rodentia; Cricetidae. The record is from RefSeq and is a predicted model, not a curated record. Gene Ontology annotation, biological process: protein homooligomerization. The transcript is spliced from 7 exons. Bases 448 to 1314 code for a protein of 288 amino acids. Gene Ontology annotation, molecular function: protein binding.
CGAAGUUCACACGGGCCGCCGGGCUCUGCGGCGGGGCUGUCGCGCACCAGGUGGCCCGCCGCGUUCCUCCCAGUCCACCCUCUGGACAGCCCUGCAGGCCCCUGGCACUGUCGCUCCGGGCAGGCGCCCAGGGCGGAGAGCUGAAGGGAACUCAGAGGCGCCUUCUGUUUACCUUUUAUGGUUAAAAUAACAGCUUAGCAAAGAAGCGACUUCACGAAGAAGCGAUUUAGUGAAAUCGUCUCAAGCUGCCGCAGCUCAGCCAGUUUAAUCACCCCCAGAGAGCUGAACAACUGCGAGCACAAUGGGACACAAAAUCAUUUUCAGUGGUCUCGGGAGAAGGGUCGUGGUCCACCGCAGAUGCGUUUGUCGGAGGCAGCAGUGGAGAUUCGGGUCAAGGCGUAAGGCCUGGGGCUUCCAAUGAUACUCUGGGCAGGGAUGGAAGCCUAGAUGCCUCACCGCAAGGAGCGGCCGAGCGGGUCCUCGCUUAACGCACACGGCAGCAGCGGCAGCGGCGGCGCCACCACGGCGGAGGGAGGAAAUAUGUCCCGGCUGUCACUUACCCGGUCGCCCGUGUCUCCCCUGGCUGCCCAGGGGAUCCCACUGCCAGCUCAGCUCACCAAAGCCAACGCACCUGUGCACAUCGAUGUGGGCGGUCACAUGUAUACCAGCAGCUUGGCCACACUCACCAAGUACCCCGACUCCAGAAUAAGCCGCCUCUUCAACGGCACGGAGCCCAUUGUCCUAGACAGUCUCAAGCAACAUUAUUUCAUCGACCGGGAUGGGGAGAUUUUCCGCUACAUCCUGAGUUUCCUGCGGACGUCAAAACUGCUGCUUCCAGAUGACUUCAAGGACUUCAACCUGCUCUAUGAGGAGGCCCGCUACUACCAGCUGCAGCCCAUGGUUCGUGAGCUGGAGCGCUGGCAGCAGGAACAAGAGCAGCGACGCCGGAGCCGGGCCUGUGACUGCCUAGUGGUCCGAGUCACCCCCGACCUGGGCGAACGCAUCGCCCUCAGCGGCGAGAAGGCCCUCAUCGAGGAGGUCUUCCCCGAGACCGGGGAUGUCAUGUGCAAUUCUGUCAACGCUGGCUGGAACCAGGACCCCACGCACGUCAUCCGUUUCCCACUCAAUGGCUACUGUCGACUCAACUCUGUGCAGGUCCUGGAAAGGCUGUUCCAGAGGGGGUUCAGCGUGGCUGCAUCCUGCGGGGGUGGUGUGGACUCCUCCCAGUUCAGCGAGUAUGUGCUUUGCCGGGAGGAGCGGCGACCGCAGCCCACCCCAACUGCCGUCCGGAUAAAACAAGAACCCCUGGACUAGGCCCUGCCUCAGGGCCCACCUGAGACCCCCUCAGUCCUGGGGCCACCCCAGAGACCUGGAAAUAGUGCUGAGGAGUCCUGCCUCUUUGUGCUUCACCCUGGGCACAAGACUGAGGGUGGGAAUGGCAGCCGAUUGAGGGGUACCAGAGGCAUCCCCAUGGGAGGACUGUUGAUGUGACCCAGAGAUGCUGUGGUGCAACCAUGCUGCCAGCCUCCAGCCCUUCUGCUCCUCAGUCUGGAACAGCGUCCUCUGCUGGCUCACUUCAGAGCAGCUGUUUAUUCUUCUCCACGCUUGGUGGACGUCGCAGGCCUCCUCUCGUUGGAGAUGGCUUAUUUUUCUACAGUAUUUAAGACACAGCUGUUGCUGCACAGGUCGGUAAGGCCAACAAGGACCGCCGCCGCCGCCGCUGUUUUUACCUGGUGCUCAGUUCUCAGUCCAACGUUCAGCAAGCCUUGCAAAGGAUGGGCUGCCAGCAUUCAGGCCCAGGUGCCUGCUGAGCUGGGGCUGUGGGGACAGAUGUGACAGUGGGGUGCUGCCAGAGAUGGAGCGGGCCCCAGGGGCAGGGCAGCUGGGAGGAGGAGGGCUGUGGGGGCAAAGUGACUGUGACUUUCAUCUGAGACACUCUGCUGCCCCCUGCCUCCCAGGCUGUACUUGGUGCACACCUGACCUGCUAAUGCCCAGGAGCUUCCAAUCCCAACUGACUGUGCUCACAUCUGGGUUCUUGGAGAAGUCUCCACCCAUCCAGUCAGCAUGGGGCCACAGCUUAUCUCAGGAAUGGACCCUUCUACCAAGGGACCCAUCUGUCACCAUCAAUCUCUGGGUCCCCAGCUCAGGGAGCCACCCUCUGCCCCAGCUCCAGUUUUCCCACACUCAUCUGCACAUCAAGUUUUGAUUAAAUGUACUAAACUAGCCUGUCAGUAAGGUACAGACCCAAGCUUACCCAGUGCUCUUAGCCCCACAUUCCAACAAGGACUGGCCCUGAGAGGUCCUCACAGACCUGUCUCCCAGACGACAGGCCCAAAAGAUGGACACCCUGGCCUUGUCACAUCUCCCCUAGCUCCUCCCAAGUGGAGGGACUGCAGAGAACUGAUGGAUGGGGUGCCCUGGCCGGCUCCCCGUUUGUGUAUAAUGCCUGUAGACUUGUAUAUGACUCCUUUAAUAUUGUAAAGAUGCUGAUGUACAA